This is a messenger RNA of Podarcis muralis (Common wall lizard), 7747 nucleotides long. It is a transcript of the gene LRP6, whose product is annotated as LDL receptor related protein 6. Gene Ontology annotation, molecular function: Wnt-protein binding; Wnt receptor activity. The record is from RefSeq and is a predicted model, not a curated record. Gene Ontology annotation, biological process: nervous system development; canonical Wnt signaling pathway. Lineage: Eukaryota; Metazoa; Chordata; Lepidosauria; Squamata; Lacertidae.
GAAGGGGCUGUGCUGCUGCUGCUGCUGCUGCUGCGCCUUGCCUUUCUCUCGGCUUCCCGAGGAGGAGGAGGAGGAAGGAGCGCGGCCUGAGGAGGAGCAGCCGGGUGGCUUCGCAGCGGGCAUGGAGGACGAGGGCUUCUCCCCGCCGCCGCUCUCCCCCUCCUGGCCGGGGGCCGAGGGCCGAGCAGCCCUUUAAGAGAAACAAAGAGAGGACCCGGUUCGGGGCGGCGGUUCCUUUUGUGCGGCUCCCUCGCUUCCUGCCGCCCCCCCCCGCACCCCGAAAGUAUGAGAGGGCGGCCGAGGUGCUGCUGCCCCCGCUGCCCCCGCUCUCCGCCUCCUCCGCCUCGCCGCCGCCGCCGCCGGUGACUGAGCCCGAGGAGCGAAGAUGGGCGCCGUCCUGAGGAGCCUCCUGGUCUGCGGCUUGUGCUCCCUGGCGAGAGGUUCUCCUCUGUUGCUAUAUGCAAAUCGGCGUGACCUGCGACUGGUAGACGCUGCACAGGUGAAUGAGAAUGCUACAGUUGUGGUGGGUGGCUUGGAGGAUGCAGCUGCUGUGGACUUUGUAUUCAUCCACAGCUUGAUAUACUGGAGUGAUGUAAGCGAAGAAGCCAUUAAGCGAACAGAAUUCAACAAAUCAGGGAGUGUGCAAAAUGUGGUUAUUUCUGGGCUUUUAUCACCUGAUGGGCUAGCUUGUGAUUGGCUAGGCAAAAAACUAUACUGGACGGAUUCUGAAACAAACCGGAUUGAAGUUUCCAAUUUAGAUGGAUCGUUGCGAAAAGUUUUAUUCUGGCAAGAAUUGGAUCAACCCAGAGCAAUUGCCUUAGAUCCUGCAAGAGGGUUCAUGUACUGGACUGACUGGGGAGAAGUGCCAAAGAUAGAACGUGCUGGGAUGGAUGGCUCAAGCCGCUCAGUUAUAAUCAACGCAGAUAUUUAUUGGCCAAAUGGAUUGACCUUGGAUUAUGAAGAACAGAAGCUCUAUUGGGCAGAUGCUAAACUGAACUUCAUUCACAAAUCAAAUCUGGAUGGAACAAAUAGGCAAGCUGUCAUUAAAGGGUCUCUUCCACAUCCUUUUGCUCUGACAUUAUUUGAGGAUACACUGUAUUGGACUGACUGGACCACACGUUCUGUCCUGGCUUGCAACAAAUACACUGGGGAGAACCUGCGUGAAAUACAUUCCAAUAUAUUUUCUCCCAUGGAUAUUCAUGUGUUCAACCAACAACGGCAGCCCAGUGCUACAAACCCUUGUGGAACCAAUAACGGUGGUUGCUCCCAUUUAUGUUUGAUGUCUCCUGUCAAGCCCUCUUAUCAGUGUGCAUGUCCCACAGGCGUGAAACUCCUUGAAAAUGAAAAAACCUGCAAAGAUGGUGCCAUGGAGCUGCUUCUGUUAGCCCGGAGAACUGAUUUGAGACGGAUAUCAUUGGAUACUCCAGAUUUCACUGAUAUUGUUUUGCAACUGGAAGAUAUUCGACAUGCCAUUGCUAUUGACUAUGAUCCUGUAGAAGGGUACAUCUACUGGACAGAUGAUGAGGUGAGGGCCAUCCGGCGCUCUUUCAUUGAUGGGUCGGCUAGUGAGUUUAUUGUCCAAGCACAAAUUGCACACCCUGAUGGCAUUGCUGUGGACUGGAUUGCCCGUAACCUUUAUUGGACUGAUACCGGCACAGACCGCAUUGAAGUAACAAGGCUUAAUGGAACCAUGAGGAAGAUCUUGAUCUCAGAAGACUUGGAAGAACCUAGAGCUAUAGUUUUGGAUCCCAUGGUUGGCUAUAUGUACUGGACUGACUGGGGAGAGAAUCCAAAGAUUGAGAGAGCUGCAUUAGAUGGAUCAGACAGAAUUGUGUUGGUGAAUACUUCUCUUGGCUGGCCAAAUGGCUUGGCUCUGGAUUAUGCUGAAAACAAGAUAUACUGGGGAGAUGCCAAAACAGACAAAAUUGAGGUCAUGAACACAGAUGGAACUAGCAGGAGAGUCCUUGUGGAGGAUAAGCUUCCUCAUAUAUUUGGUUUCACUUUGUUGGGGGACUAUGUUUAUUGGACAGACUGGCAAAGGCGAAGCAUUGAGCGAGUUCAUAAGGAGACAGCGGAAAGGGAGAUCAUCAUAGACCAGCUUCCUGACCUCAUGGGUCUGAAGGCUGCAAAUGUCCACCAGAUACUUGGUACAAAUCCCUGUGCAGAGUCCAAUGGGGGUUGUAGCCACCUUUGCCUGUACAGGCCUCAAGGUUUGCGCUGUGCCUGCCCCAUAGGCCUGGAGCUGAUCAGUGACAUGAAGACCUGCAUAGUCCCAGAAGCUUUCCUGCUGUUUUCUCGCAGAGCAGAUAUCAGGCGGAUCUCUCUUGAGACGAACAACAACAAUGUUGCCAUCCCACUCACAGGAGUUAAAGAAGCUUCUGCUCUGGAUUUUGAUGUAACUGACAAUCGCAUAUAUUGGACAGACAUUUCAUUAAAGACCAUCAGCAGAGCAUUCAUGAAUGGUAGUGCCUUGGAGCAUGUAGUGGAGUUUGGCUUGGAUUACCCGGAAGGCAUGGCUGUGGAUUGGCUUGGAAAGAACCUGUAUUGGGCCGAUACUGGAACAAAUCGUAUUGAAGUGUCAAAGUUAGAUGGGCAGCAUCGCCAGGUUCUAGUGUGGAAGGAUUUGGACAGUCCUCGGGCAUUAGCACUGGAUCCUGCUGAAGGAUUCAUGUACUGGACAGAAUGGGGUGGAAAGCCCAAAAUUGACAGAGCUGCCAUGGAUGGUAGUGAACGUACAACAUUGGUGCCAAAUGUGGGACGGGCUAAUGGGCUGACAAUUGAUUAUGCUAAAAGAAGAUUGUACUGGACUGAUUUGGAUACCAACCUAAUUGAGUCUUCAAAUAUGCUAGGUCUUGACCGUGACGUUAUAGCAGAUGACUUGCCUCAUCCAUUUGGUCUGACUCAGUACCAGGAUUACAUCUAUUGGACAGACUGGAGCCGGCGAAGCAUUGAACGUGCCAACAAGACCAGUGGCCAAAACAGAACUGUCAUCCAAAACCACUUGGAUUAUGUGAUGGAUAUCCUAGUAUUCCAUUCAUCUCGUCAAGCGGGCUGGAACGAAUGUGCCUCCAGUAAUGGGCAUUGUUCCCACCUCUGCUUGGCAGUGCCUGUUGGUGGUUUUGUCUGCGGAUGUCCAGCUCACUAUUCCUUGAAUUCUGACAACAGAACGUGUAGUGCCCCUACCAGUUUCCUGCUCUUCAGUCAGAAGAAUGCAAUAAAUCGCAUGGUGAUAGAUGAGCAGCAGAGUCCAGAUAUUAUCCUUCCAAUCCAUAGCCUCAGGAACAUCCGAGCCAUUGACUAUGACCCUGUAGACAAGCACCUGUACUGGAUUGACUCUCGGCAAAACAUUAUCAGGAGGUCACAGGAGGAUGGCAGUCAGAGCUUUACGGUUGUGAUGAGUCCAGUUCCAAAUCAGAACCUAGACAUACAACCCUAUGAUCUGAGUAUUGACAUCUACAGUCGUUAUGUUUAUUGGACUUGUGAAGCCACAAAUGUAAUCAAUGUUACACGCCUGGAUGGAAGGCUGAUGGGGGUGGUGCUGAAAGGAGAUCAGGAUCGGCCCAGGGCCAUUGUUGUGAACCCAGAAAAAGGGUACAUGUAUUUCACCAAUCACCAAGAGAGGUCUCCUCCUAAAAUAGAAAGGGCUGCACUAGAUGGAACUGAACGUGAGGUCUUAUUUUCCAGUGGACUGAGCAAGCCUGUAGCCUUGGCAAUUGACAACCAGUUGGGGAAGUUAUUCUGGGCAGAUUUUGACCUCCGGAAAAUUGAGAGCAGUGACCUUUCAGGAGCCAAUCGGAUAGUCUUAGAAGAUACCAACAUACUACAACCAGUAGGGCUGACUGUGUUUGAAAACUGGCUGUACUGGAUAGACAGACAUCAACAGAUGAUUGAAAAGAUUGACACAACACUUCGAGAGGGACGUAUGAAAGUUCAGGCUCGUAUUACCCAGCUCAGCGAUAUUCAUGCUGUUAAGGAACUCAACAUACAGGAGUACAGACAGCACCCCUGUUCCCAAGAUAACGGUGGUUGCUCACACAUUUGCAUUGUCAAAGGUGAUGGAACGACACGUUGUUCCUGCCCUGUGCACCUUGUCUUGCUUCAGGAUGAACUUUCUUGUGGAGAACCACCAACAUGCUCUCCUCAGCACUUCACAUGUUUCACAGGGGAGAUUGACUGUAUUCCUGCGGCUUGGCGCUGUGAUGGGUUCACUGAAUGUGAAGAUGCCAGUGAUGAAAAGAACUGCCCCAUGUGCUCAGAGUCCCAGUUCCAGUGCGAGAGUGGCCAGUGCAUUGACAGUAUCCUUCAGUGCAAUGGAGAAGCAAAUUGUCAGGAUAGCUCAGAUGAAAAGAAAUGUGAAGUGCUUUGUUUAACAGAUCAGUUCCGAUGUGCCAGUGGGCAGUGCAUUGGGAAAAACAAGAAAUGUGACCACAACUUUGACUGCAGUGAUAGCUCUGAUGAACAGGGAUGCUACACAACAGAGGAACCAGCCCCGCAAGCCACCAAUACAAUAGGUUCUAUCAUUGGUGUGAUUCUCACAGUUUUUUUGGUUGGUGCCAUGUACUUUGUUUGCCAGAGGGUAUUGUGUCAGCGCAUGAAAGGGGAUGGAGAAACCAUGAGCAAUGACUAUGUCGCACAUGGACCAGCUUCUGUACCACUGGGCUACGUUCCUCACCCAAGCUCUCUCUCUGGAUCUCUUCCUGGAAUGUCCCGUGGCAAAUCUGUGAUCAGCUCACUCAGUAUUAUGGGUGGAAGUAGUGGACCUCCAUAUGAUAGAGCCCAUGUUACUGGGGCAUCAUCCAGCAGUUCUUCAAGCACCAAGGGCACUUACUUCCCUCCAAUUUUGAAUCCUCCUCCAUCACCAGCUACUGAGCGUUCACAUUACACUAUGGAAUUUGGAUAUUCUUCAAAUAGUCCAUCUACCCAUCGAUCGUACAGUUACAGGCCAUACAGCUACCGGCAUUUUGCCCCUCCCACUACACCAUGCAGCACAGAUGUUUGUGACAGUGACUACGCCCCCAGCCGUAGAGUGAUGGCAACUGUGGGAAAGGGUUACACCAGUGAUUUGAACUAUGAUUCUGAGCCUGUACCCCCACCGCCCACACCACGCAGCCAGUACUUAUCGGCAGAGGAGAACUAUGAGAGCUGCCCACCAUCUCCAUACACAGAACGGAGUUACUCUCAUCACCUCUAUCCACCGCCCCCUUCUCCUUGCACAGACUCCUCAUGAGAGACUCCCUCCCUCCUUUGACUGCCUCCAACCCACCAGUGUAAAUACUAACUGUCCUUAUCAAGAGGGGGGAGGACAUGAGGCAGGCUAUAGUGUGUACAGCUGAAAAUUAUUAAAUGAGGGUGGGGGUUAUAUUGCAUAUAUCUUGUACAGAAAGGGGGUGGGGAGAGAGAGAAGGUUAUUUAUAUAUUUUCCUAAAACAGUUUGCUGCUUUGUGCCAUAAGAAAAUUUUAAAAUUUGUAUACGAAGUUUGUUGUUUAUUUUUCCAAAUGGAACACAAGAAGAUGCCUUAAAAUUUGUGAAGUGACUGAGCACAUAGGGAAAUAGAAGGAUCAAGGUUGUGUUGCUGUUCAAUGAGCCAAACACCAAAAAGGAAAAGAAAAGAGCUUUUGACAAGGAAUAGAACUAAGGGAACCGACCAUAAAGCAGCAUAUAUAAACGUCUUCAAAGAGCUGAAUAACCUCUGGCAUUUGCUCUGAUGGACCAGCAAUUCAAAUUAAAGCUGAAGAAAACUGAUAACUAAUGGUACAUAAACCGGACAGAUAACUAAUGGUACAUAAAGGGCUUUAUUCUCAGAAGUGAAAUCAUGGAUGCUUAUACACUUUUGAAAAUGGCACCUUUUUGUUUAAUUCACAUUUUCUGAAGUAGCCAAGUUGCAUCAUUUCUACGUUUGUCCCUUUCUAGGUGUUCUGUCAUUUUCUUGGCUGUGGUUAUGUUUCAAGUCUCUGUGUGUGUGCUAAAAAGAACAAUAUAGGUGUUCAGUGGCUGUUUAUUGGGUGCCACAAUAACCUUCUGAGAGGAUAAUAAGGAGUGGGCCUCGAGCUUGCUUACUUCUUCCCUUAUGUCUCCCUGCUCCAUUUUGCAGAGCCAGGAAGGUCUCUUUGUUAGCAUCUGUCUGCUGUAAGAGAAUCAAGAGAAGGAGUGCACAAACUUGAGGACUGUUCCUAGUUCCACCACCCUGUUAACUCUUUGGAGCUGAGUAAAGAAUGAAUGGGCCUUUUGUGAAUAUGUAAGUGUGUAUGGGUGCAUGUGUGUGAGAGGAGUCUCCCCCCCCCCUUUCCUGGCAGUACAAUAGGAUUAUGUUCUACCAGGUCAGAGCUAUUCCCAUCAUAAAGACAAGGGUAAUUAUACCUGAAUACCUUUUCCUGCCAGCUCUUUAAAAUGUUUCAGUGCCCAGAAAAGGUGUUGUUGUAUAAAAAUAUAAUGACAUCAUCAUCUAGAUGUCAUAUUUAUAAACUAUAAAAUUUUACUUUCAGUUCUUAGUUUAAUGUAAAUGAAAUGUUAUGUUCUUGCAGUACUUUCAGUGUCUAGUAAAUACCGCAGUAUACAAUGCUUACAUAUAUAUUUUAAAAUGAUAUUUUUCUUUAUUAGGAAACAUUUAAGCGUUUUUCAUUCAGGAUGCACUCUGGACCUCCUUGGUUGUUUGAAACACGUCUUACUGUUGAAGUUAAGUAACCCAGUCUUUGCAGUGCGAUUUCCACUUCCUCUUCUAUGGCAGAAAUUCAGUUCUUAAGCAUAAACUGCUGUGAACAACAGGUUUUUUUACCAUCAUUCUUUGCCAAAGUAUUUUGUUAUCUAUCUAUCUAUCUAUCUAGUUAGUUUCAUUUUCUCUACAACUCUUCCCUGAUUUGAAAGGGGUGCCAGGGCUUCAUUUUAUGGUAGCUUUACAUGCUGGCAAGAAAUCAACAUGUGAAAAAGGCUUUUCUGAAGUUCAGGCUUUGGAACUUGGACAACUAUCACAAAGAGGCUACAGAGCCUUUCUGCUAGAAUAAAAAUAAUAAUAUUGUUACACUGAUUGUAAAUAGAUGUCAGGAAAUCCCAUUAUUUUCACUAAGAGCUGUUUCAUACAUUUCGUGGAAAUCAUAUUAGCCAUGAUUGCACCUGCAUUACAACAUUGGAUGCUGAACUAAAUGAGAAAAACACAAAAUUGAGAUGUGUGUUUUCAAAAACUUGGGAAUACAGAACAGACAUGUCCCGGAAAGUUGCAAUGGGCUACUCCUCCUUAGAGCCUCCUCAUAUUGUAUUUAGAAAUAAAUCACAAUUUCAUGCUUUGUGUCAUGUAGGAAAUACUAGUAUGGGCAUGGCAGCCACAACUACUAUAUAAAAGAAGCCCUUUUAUGUCUGAAAGUUUUCAGGCUCCAAACAUGACCUGCCUUUGAAUCUGUAACUUUCAUGGGGGUUUUGUUUGUUUGUUUGUUUGUUUUUGUUUGUUUAUUUGUUUUGUUUGUUUGUUUUUGCUAACUUGUGCACUGUUACAUUUCAUUCUCAGAGCUCACUUUUAUUUCAACUCCAUGAGCAACCUUGGCAUUUGGAAAUCUAAUGGAUGUACACUAUGUGCCUGAAGAAGCUUUAAAGGAAAUCUAUUUGUAUUCUAGACCUAAGUGCAUUGACAUGGAAGUAAACUUAAAUGAGUUAAUUGAAAUUUGCUUCCAAAGUUAUGCUUGUCAGGAUUUCAGGCCAAAUUUUGGAAUUAGGCUUUGGUUUCAAAGGCUAGCUUGUACAUUUCUACCCCCCCCCCCC